AUGGCAUAUAGAAGAAGGCAGCAGCAGGAGACAUCAAGCACAAGCAGCAGAAGCAGAGGCAGAAGCAGGCCGUCUCCAAUCACGACAACAUCUUCUUCUUCUUCUUUUUCAUUGGACCAAGAGGAUUGGAGUUACGAAGAUGUUGAUGUUAAUGAUAAUAAUGACAGUAUCGACGAUAAGAGCAAUUCCACAUCCCUGGCUGCCAAAGCCAUUAGAGCUUCUUCCGCUGCCCAUAGAGACUCCUCUCUCUCCUCCGCUUACGCCUUCACUAAUCACCCCUCUCCCUCUCCCUCUCCCUCCCCGUCCUCUAACUCUUCCAAUUUCAAUUCUUCUUCUACCAAGGAGGAGGAAUCGAAAAAGGCCUAUAAUCACGAGUACACAUCAAUGAAAACAUUGAACGAAACAAAGCAACAGCAGCAGCAAGGGUUUUGGGGUACUCUUGCUAGAAAAGCUAAAUCCAUUCUUGAUGAUGAUUUCAAUACUAAUGACGACAAUGCUCCUCCACCUUCUCCUUCGCAAAAGCAACAACAACACCAACAAAUGGAUUCAGCUACUGGCAGGACUACUACAAGGCAGCAUCGUGUCCCUGACUCUGCAACUAUGCCCAAGUACCAGAAUCCAUACCCUUCUCGCGAGACCAAUCAAAAAACAGAGAGUCCUGCAUUACAGAAGGGACUCAAUGCAAUCUCAUCUUCCCUGAAUUACAUCGGUAAUGCUGUUGAGGAAGGUCUAACAAGAGUGGAGAACCGAACUGCAGAUAUUAUCCAUGAAACUCGUAAGCAUAUUCGGAAAAAGCCUAACGGUGCUGCAGCACAGAAUCAGGCAACCGAUCAGAGUGGCAUUUGGAAACAUCCUCAAAUGCAGAACAAUAGACAACAACCCCAGAAAGAAACUGAGCAAGAACUUCAACUGAAGGCAUCUCGCGACGUUGCGAUGGCAAUGGCUGCCAAGGCAAAGCUUCUUCUUCGAGAGUUGAAAACUGUUAAAGCGGACUUGGCUUUUGCUAAGGAGCGAUGCGCUCAGCUGGAGGAGGAAAAUAAAAUCCUCAGGGAGAAUCGUGAAAGGGGAGAGAAUUUGGAAGAUGAUGAUUUGAUUCGGCUUCAACUUGAAACACUGUUAGCAGAGAAGGCCAGAUUGGCACAUGAGAACUCAGUCUAUGCUCGUGAGAACCGCUUUUUAAGGGAGGUUGUUGAAUAUCACCAGCUUACCAUGCAGGAUGUUGUAUACUUGGAUGAGGGCACUGAAGAAGUAACUGAAGUAUAUCCCAUCAAGGUUGUCUCCAAUACUUCCUCCAGGGCUACAUCACCCCCUCCGGUGCAUACGGAGGCUUCCCAUGAUUCAAGUCUGCCCGUGACUCGAGACAUCUUGCCUCAUCCUGUCCCCCCACCAGGGUCUGCUGCGUCACCAAAUUCAUAUGCCUCGACAUCAAUUGCAUCAGAUAUAAGAAAACACUCUUAUCCUACUGUUUGA
Molecule: messenger RNA, 1470 nt
Organism: Dovyalis caffra
Lineage: Eukaryota; Viridiplantae; Streptophyta; Magnoliopsida; Malpighiales; Salicaceae
Source: the annotation of a GenBank genome assembly